AGUGGUCAGUGGGAGGAUUAUGACAGUCUGAAGGCCGUGGCUCAGGGAUGGAGGCUGGAAAGGUGUACAGCAGUAACACUGUGCUCCAGGCCAGAAAAGCAGUAGAACAGCUGAGACUGGAGGCCGGCCUGGAGAGGAUCAAGAUUUCGGCUGCAGCUGCUCAGCUUGUGCAGUACUGUCAGGAGAACCGGAGGGGAGAUCCACUACUGACUGGCAUCGCCGCCUCAUCAAACCCUUUCAAAGACAAGAAAACCUGUGUACUACUGUGAAAGAGGAAAAGACAUGAAACCAUGUGAUACAAACGACGUAAACACCACAGAGAUGGCCAUAAUAUCCAUAUACAUUCAGUGUUGUACAUAUCCUUGAGUGAUUUUAAAAGCAUUACUUCUUCAGUAUUACUUGUGCUUGUAAAUGUCCUGUGUAAUGGAUUUCAUAUCUUUAACCCAUUCAUGUCCUUUAACUAAACUGAAAAUCAAAAUACAAAA
This is a messenger RNA of Colossoma macropomum (tambaqui), 485 nucleotides long. RefSeq names its product guanine nucleotide-binding protein G(I)/G(S)/G(O) subunit gamma-7-like. The transcript has 2 exons. Bases 48 to 269 code for a protein of 73 amino acids. Gene Ontology annotation, molecular function: G-protein beta-subunit binding. NCBI's taxonomy places the organism in Eukaryota, Metazoa, Chordata, Actinopteri, Characiformes, Serrasalmidae. The record is from RefSeq and is a predicted model, not a curated record. Gene Ontology annotation, cellular component: heterotrimeric G-protein complex. Gene Ontology annotation, biological process: G protein-coupled receptor signaling pathway.